Chinchilla lanigera (long-tailed chinchilla) is the source of this 1124-nucleotide messenger RNA. RefSeq names its product aquaporin 11 (gene Aqp11). The record is from RefSeq and is a predicted model, not a curated record. NCBI's taxonomy places the organism in Eukaryota, Metazoa, Chordata, Mammalia, Rodentia, Chinchillidae. Gene Ontology annotation, cellular component: cytoplasm. Gene Ontology annotation, molecular function: channel activity. The transcript is spliced from 3 exons. Bases 100 to 921 code for a protein of 273 amino acids.
CCGCCGGCGCCCGGGCGUGAGGAGGCGGGGCCGCGGACUUGGGACUCCGGUCCGUUCGGCGCUUCCCUGCGCGGGUGCGGGCGGCCGCACGCAGGAGCCAUGUCCGCGCUGCCGCUGGCGGGGCUGCGGCCCGAGGUGCGCGACAGCGGCACCUCGCUGGGGCUGAUGUUGGCGGUCGUGCUGUGCAUGGGGCUGGCGCGCGCGAUCGCGCGGAAGCAGCUGCACAGGCCCGCCGUCCACGCGUUUAUCUUGGAGUUUCUAGCCACCUUCCAGCUCUGCUGCUGCACCCACGAGCUGAUGCUGCUGAGCGAGCAGGACUCGGCGCACCCCACCUGGACGCUGACGCUCAUCUACUUCUUCUCGUUGGUGCACGGUCUGACUCUGGUGGGCACCUCCAGCAACCCGUGCGGGCUGAUGGUGCAGAUGAUGCUGGGGGGGAUGGCCCCCGAGAUGGGGGCGUUGAGGUUCUUGGCUCAGCUGGUGAGCGCCCUGUGCAGCAGGUACUGCAUGCGCGCCCUGUGGAGCCUGGGUCUGACUCAGUAUCACUUCAGCGAGAGGAUCUUCGCUUGCCAGAAUCCUAUCCACUCCGACUUGCCCAAGGCGGUUAUUACAGAGGCCAUCUGCUCCUUUAUCUUCCACAGCGCUCUGCUGCACUUCCAGGAGGUUCGAGCCAAGCUCCGCAUCCACCUGCUGGCUGCACUCAUCACCUUUUUGGCCUACGCAGGAGGAGGUCUGACGGGAGCUCUGUUCAAUCCAACUUUGGCACUCUCACUUCACUUCAUGUGUUUUGAUGAAGCGUUCCCUCGGUUUUUUAUAGUAUACUGGCUGGCUCCUUCUUUAGGUAUACUGUUGAUGAUUUUGAUGUUCAGCUUUUUCCUUCCAUGGCUGCAUAACAACCAAAUAGUUAAUAAAAAGGAAUAACUAUUCCAAAAGCUCAGACUGAGUUACAAGACAGUCACGCUGGAUAUGAUAAAGAUUUUAUUACCUCAUACUCAAAAUACUAGCUGCACUGGAUUCAUCAAUGUUUUAAUUUCCACCGAGGAAGUUGUCUUAAAAGUUUUCAUCAUGGGACUUAGAAAAUUACUAUAAAAAAGAGGAAUUCUGUAUUUCUCAGUUAAAACUUG